AGUGCGCUUCAGCAGGACUCGACGCGGAGCUUCAUUUUCUGUCUCUAGACACUGACCCAGCGCUUUAUUUCAAAUGAAGCGACCUUUCAUUCAACUAAUAAGUUUUUAUACGUGAUAUAACAGCUGUCUUCGCCAUGAGCUGCUUGGAUGUCAUGUAUCAAGUUUAUGGUCCACCUCAGCCGUAUUUUGCAGCCGCAUACACACCUUAUCACCAUCAGAAACUGGCAUUUUACUCGAAAAUGCAAGAAUCUCCAGAAACAGUGAGUGGGAGCAGCUCUUCUUUUUCCAACCUCUCCGGGCCACCCAUAAAAGAGGAAGACUGUGGCCGGGAGAAAGAUCACCCGCCAGAGGCUGAGUACAUCAGCUCCAGAUGUGUGCUUUUCACCUAUUUCCAAGGGGACAUCAGUUCGGUGGUGGAUGAACAUUUCAGUCGUGCUUUAAGUCAGUCUAGUAGUUACGCACCUGGAUCUACAAACAGCAAGACGGCAAGAGGCGCAGCAUCCUGGAGAGAUGGAUCAUUCCCUAUGAGCCAGAGAAGUUUUCCUCCUUCCUUCUGGAACAGUGCUUAUCAGCCCUCAGUCGCAGCAUCUCUCAGCAGCGCAUUAGGUUCGUCCCACACAGACCUUCCCUUCCCAACAGACCCGUACUCCAGCGCAUCUCUACACAGCCACCUCCACCAAACCACCCCAGAGCCGUGGCACCCGUCCCACCACCAUCACCCGUACUCGCUCAGCGGAGCCAUCGGCACCCAAGGGUCCACUUACCCCCGGCCCUCAGUGCAUGACAUGUACGGGACGCAUUUUGACCCCCGUUACGGCUCCCUGCUCGUACCCUCAGUGCGGCCGCAUAGACUUCCUUCUGCAACGGUGCCUGCACCGGGAUCCUCGCCCUGUGAUAUCAGCAAGAGCGAAGCAGGCAGCUCGGGAUGGACCGGAGCUUUUACAGCGACCAGCUCUGAUAUGAGUCUGAACAUGGAUACAGGUCUACAGAGCCAAGAUAAGAGCAAGGACUUGUACUGGUUUUAAAGCCCUGCGGCCACUUCUUUUUCUCCGCUGGCUUGUCUUUCUCUGGCUUUUCUGUAACAGAUUCUCAUCUCACUUGCAGCUCGGCGCUACACGCUCUGCAGCGGGACCAUCCUAAGCUGAAAGUGGAGUAAAAAAAAA
Danio rerio (zebrafish) is the source of this 1163-nucleotide messenger RNA. It is a transcript of the gene vgll2a, whose product is annotated as vestigial-like family member 2a. The record is from RefSeq and is marked provisional. Gene Ontology annotation, cellular component: nucleus. Gene Ontology annotation, biological process: regulation of DNA-templated transcription. Lineage: Eukaryota; Metazoa; Chordata; Actinopteri; Cypriniformes; Danionidae.